AUGACGAACCAGCGCGCCUCGAAGAGAAGAAGGGUCUCCGACGUGGAUGAAGAGGGGGACACAGAGAUGCUCGAUUCUAAUGAUGCUUCGUCGUCGCCAUCAGUGAAGAAUGAAGGAUCUGACGACGACGCAUACACACCGACUACACCGACAAGAUCCACGCGCCGGCGAACGUCGCGACCAAGCCAGAAGGUAGCCCAGGAUAAUGAAGGAGAAACGAAUGCCGAAACACCUACCAAGUCUGGGCUACGGUCGAGUGGACGACAACGGAAACAGCCGCAGAGGUUCGAGCAAGAAUUGAAGGCUCCAUCUUCAGCGAGGAAGACGGCCGGGACGCCUAAAAGUACUGAUCGCACCCCGAGAAGCACGCGGAAGACCAGACAGGCAUCUGAAGUAGAGAAAGAGGAAGAAAACGAGGAAGAGCAAUCGCCAGAACCGCAGCCGACAACGCUGGCGAGGACAAGGUCUAAGAGAGCCACUGUGAACUACAAUGAAGAUCAAGACGAGGAACGAGAGAACACGGCGCAAUCCGGCUCACCAGACGAGGGCGACCAAGACGGGAUUGACGAUCUAGUUGCGAUGCAAUUACAGCAAGACCUCUAUCCUGAACAGGGGGGUAAAGAUGCAGUGCCACCAACGGAGCUGCUGCCUGACUACGUUGAGAAUAUCCAAGCUCUGGCCCAGGGAGAUAACUUUCAAAAAGAGCUGCAGGUGCUGACACAGGUCGUACUCGAAAAACUUAAUGGAAAGAGACAAAUUCCUCUGAAAGGGUUAGAAACCGAGUAUCAGAAGGUCUACCACCUUGUUGAGCAGACAGUUACUUCUGGCGAAGGUAACUCGAUGUUGCUUCUUGGGUCUCGAGGAUGCGGCAAGACGGCUAUAGUCGAGACUGUGCUAUCGACAUUGGCAAAGGAGCAUGCGAAUGAUUUCCAUGUUGUCCGUCUUAAUGGCUUCCUGCACACUGAUGACCGACUGGCCCUCCGUGAGAUGUGGCGCCAGCUCGGCCGUGAAAUGAAUACGGAAGAGGAAGCCGGCAAGAUCAACAGUUACGCUGAUACGAUGGCUACAUUACUGGCGUUGCUGUCCCACCCAGAGGAGUUAUUCGGUCCGGGUCAAGCAGACGGCAUGACUGCUGCCAAAUCGAUUGUGAUUCUGCUGGACGAGUUCGACCUAUUCGUAUCGCAUCCGCGGCAGACAUUGCUCUACAAUCUGUUUGAUAUUGCACAGGCACGGAAGGCUCCGGUUGCGGUGAUUGGAAGUACCACCAAGGUCGACGUGACGGAAAUGCUGGAGAAGCGUGUCAAGAGUCGAUUCAGUCAUCGAUAUGUUUUUGUCCCGUUGCCGAGGACCUUUGAGAUGUUUUCGGAGAUCUGCUUUGCUGGGCUGAAUCUCGAGGAUGGUGAACUGGCAGGAUAUUAUGGAUCUGGUGCGAAAGCUGAGCGUUGGAGGAAGCUCCUCGGGGGCUGGAGAACAUAUCUAGAGGCCUUAUGGAACGAUGAAAACUUCCGCUCACAUCUCAUGAGGAUAUACAACCAAACCAAAUCCGUCAAAGAAUUCUUCACCAGCGCAUUGCUCGCCAUGACCGAACUCCACCACAGCACCUACACCAGCCCACCAGAAGAUCUUACAAUCCCAACUCCAAAGACCUUCGCCAACGAACCCCUCACCUGUCCAGAUCCCGCACCCCUCCCCUUCCAACCCUCCACAACCGCCUCCAGUCCAUCAUCCCUUCCUCUCUCCCUCCUCCUCGCCGCAACCCGCCUAACAGCCCUAUACGACCCGGGCAACGACGCCGCGGCCCAACCGCAGAGCCUCGCCCCACUCGCUCUAUCCUUCCCGGCAGCGUAUGCGGAAUACGCCCGGCUCCUGACAUCAGCCAAGGUCUCUGCGUCAGUGUCCGGAGCUACUGCUACGGCCGGACGGGUCUGGGGCCGGGACGUGGCCCGUGAGGCGUGGGAGAAGCUUGUGAGUUGGGGAUUGGUGAAUCCAGUUGGUGGGGGGAGUGGGACGGCUGAUGGACGGAUGUUUCGGGUGGAGGUCAGUUUUGAGGAGGUUGUUGAGAUGGCUGGGUCUGGGGGGUCGUUGGGGAGGUGGUGGAGGGAUGGUUAA
This is a messenger RNA of Aspergillus chevalieri, 2109 nucleotides long. Its product is annotated as origin recognition complex subunit 4. Gene Ontology annotation, cellular component: nuclear origin of replication recognition complex; nucleus. Lineage: Eukaryota; Fungi; Ascomycota; Eurotiomycetes; Eurotiales; Aspergillaceae. The record is from RefSeq and is a predicted model, not a curated record. Bases 1 to 2109 code for a protein of 702 amino acids. The transcript has 2 exons. Gene Ontology annotation, molecular function: ATP hydrolysis activity; DNA replication origin binding. Gene Ontology annotation, biological process: DNA replication initiation; DNA replication.